This is a messenger RNA of Rotaria sp. Silwood2, 837 nucleotides long. The record is from the annotation of a GenBank genome assembly. Lineage: Eukaryota; Metazoa; Rotifera; Eurotatoria; Philodinida; Philodinidae.
AUGAUACGCAACGCUUUAGUCACUGGUGCUUCGCGAGGAAUUGGGCGUGCCAUUGCUCUUCGCCUUGCCAGAGAUGGUUUCAAUGUGGCUGUCAACUCUACUUCAUCAAGCAAAUUAGAGCUGAACUGCGUUCGAAAAGAAAUUGAAGCGAUCGGUCGGAAAUCUCUUGCCAUCACUGCUAAUGUUUCUGUUGAUAAAGAAGUCGAAACAAUGGUGCAACAUGUUGUAAAAGAACUUGGCAGUUUGGAUGUUAUGGUUGCCAAUGCAGGAAUUUCUCAGAUAAAACCACUUAUUGAUGUCACUUCAGAAGAGUGGGACAAAAUAUUUGCAACGAACAUGCGUGGCCUCUUUCUUUGCUACAAAGAAGCUGCUAAAGCUAUGAUUGACAGAGGCAAUGGAGGCAAAAUCAUUGGAGCUUGCAGUAUUGUUGGAUACAGGCCAUUUCCAAUGGUGAGUCCUUACUCGGCCAGUAAGUGGGGUGUGCGUGGUCUUACACAAGCUGCUGCCAUGGAAUGGGCCAAAUACAAAAUAACGGUUAAUGCUUACUGUCCUGGUAUGUUCGAUACUAUUCUCUUUCAAAUUCAAAAGCAUUCUAUUGUAAUUAAAACAGGUAUUGUUCAAACUGCCAUGUGGGAUAUGGCUGACGAAGAAUUGGCGAAAAUUAAAGGAAAACAAAAAGGAGAGGUUAUCAAAGACUACUCAAACAAGCUUAUCGCACUUGGGCGUAUAAGCGAGUCAGAAGAUGUAGCAAAUUUUGUAUCAUAUCUUGCAAGCAAGGACUCGGACUAUAUGACUGGACAGAGUAUUAUGAUUGAUGGUGGAAUUGAGUUUUCUUAA